Mycetomoellerius zeteki is the source of this 633-nucleotide messenger RNA. RefSeq lists its product as uncharacterized. Bases 1 to 633 code for a protein of 210 amino acids. The transcript has a single exon. Lineage: Eukaryota; Metazoa; Arthropoda; Insecta; Hymenoptera; Formicidae. The record is from RefSeq and is a predicted model, not a curated record.
AUGAUCGUAAAGCUUCCAUUCAAGGAGCACGCCCCUAACUCCAUGGGUAAUUCUAGAGAAGUCGCUCUAAAACGGUUGUACGGUAUUGAAAGAAGGUUGAAUCGCGAUCCCCAUUUAAAAAUUCAAUAUUCGGAAUUCAUGAAUGAAUACUUGGCCUUAGGCCACAUGAAGUUGAUUGACGAGCAAUCCGACCACUGUUCGGAAUCCUUUUAUCUCCCACACCACUGUGUGUUCAAAGCCAUUCAAGGUUCCAGCAAAAUUCGAGUAGUCUUCGAUGCUUCCGCGAAGAGUUCGACCGGUGUCUCUUUAAACGAAGCGCUCAUGGUCGGACCGACUGUCCAACAAGACCUAUUCUCAAUUUUAUUACGAUUUCGUACGUUUCGCUUCGUUCUCACAGCCGACAUCAUCAAGAUGUAUCGACAAGUGAUGGUGCAUCCCUCACAAACGCGCUAUCAGCGUAUCCUUUGGCGGAACGACUCAUCCUCUAAUGUCCAAGCGUACGAGCUUGUCACCGUAACAUACGGCACGUCCUCGGCGUCGUACUUAGCUACCAGAUGCCUCAAGUGGCUGGCCGAACGUUACGCGAACGAACUUCCUAGUGGCUCCGUGUGCGUGGGACGAGUUUUACGUUGA